AGCUCUGAUUGGCUGAUUCUCGCGGGGGGCGGGGUUUUAUCUGAAAACAGGUGGGAAAGGAAAUCCAGCAGAGCACCUGAGUCCCAGUCCUCCCAGCGCUGCUCCGGAGAAGACUAUGGGAAUGUUAAGUAGGUCGCUGUGGAUUCAGACCAUCACUCUGCUUAACCUCUGAUUUACCCCAGCAGCUUCAGGAGCCUCUGCACUGAGAGACGAGUUUAUAAAACUAAACACUUCCCUCAGAUUAAUCCUCGACCAUGCCCUCGUAGUUUUAAACUCUUUCCAUGAGGAUUCUGCCCUGAGAUGAACGAACAGCGGAAAGUGAAACUGUCUUUUCUCUGGACACUUUUCAUCUUUAAACUGUUCGCUAUUCAAGGAUUUUUUUGCCAGGUGAAACCAGAAAAUAACUUGCAUAGGAGGGUUAAUGCACUGCGCCAGAAACGAGAUCUCUUCCGAGAGGAGACCUUUAGUGCAGUGCUGUCAGAUUCAGCUCUUCCUCGACGUGUUCUUCAUAAUUACACAGUCCGGGAUGCCUCUACAGAGUUUUGCGGGUGUCUUAAUGGGGGCUGGUGUCAGGACGGAGGCCACUGCGACUGUGCUCAGUUCCAGGCUCUGGGAGAGCGCUGCCAAAUCAUCCCCAACUUGGGGCAGGACAGGGAUGGGAUCUGUCGUUCAUGGGGGCAGCAUCACUUUGAGACAUUCGACGGCAUGUACUACUACUUCCCCGGAACGUGUUCAUAUAUUCUGGCCAAAGACUGCCACGCAUCAGAGCCUCAGUAUACUGUGUGGGUCCAUAACAGUCGUUCAUGUGGCGGCUCAGUGUAUUCCUGUCCUCGUUCUCUCAGUUUGUUCUUUCCUAACGAGGAGGAGAUCCACAUUAGCGGCUAUCAGGUGCUAAAGGGGGAACACAGCCUGACCCUUCCCCAGACGGUGCAUAAUGUCUUCAUCGAGCGUCUGGCUGACUACAUCCUGGUGAAGAGCACGUUCGGCUUCUCUCUGGCAUGGGACGGGAGCUCCGGGGUCUACCUCAAAAUGACAGAGAGCCACAAAGGCCGGCCUUGUGGACUGUGCGGAAACUACAAUGAUGACGGAUCGGAUGAUCUCAGCAGCACCCGUGGUUUAAACUCUGACGAUGUUGCUGAGUUUGGAAACAGCUGGACUGUCCCGCUUCCUCACGAGCGCCCCUGUCCCGCGGUAGACGACGACUUCCCCGGACCCUGUUCCUCUGAGUCAGAUAUGGAUGAUGCCAUUGAGAAGUGUAGCGCUUUGCUCUUCUUUCCAUUCGUCUCCUGCCAUGAGAACAUCGAUCCCAAUCCUUUUGUUGCCAGCUGUGUUUCAGACCUGUGUGUUUCAGAUGAUGGAGACACAUUUUGCAGAACACUUGUUGAAUACACCAGAGCCUGCUCCCAUGUCGGCUACCCAGUGCGGGAAUGGAGAGACAGCUUUCCUACCUGUGCGGAUGAAUGUGAGGACAGCUUUGUCCAUAGAGACUGUAUCAGCUGCUGUCCCCCUACCUGCACGUUUGAGAAGGAGUGUCUGGGGACGAACCUGCACUGUCUGGACGGCUGCUAUUGCCCUGAUGGGUUAAUUCUGCAGAAUGGAACAUGUAUACCAGUGGCUCAGUGUCCCUGUGUGUAUCAUGGUACAGCUUAUCCUUUGGGUCAUGUUCUUGAGCAGGGCUGCACUUCCUGUGUCUGCAUGGGAGGAGUUUGGAACUGCACUGAAAACAACUGUACAGCUGAGUGCACUGUUGUUGGUGACACACACGUGACCACAUUCGAUGGGCGUAUCUUCAUGCAUACGGGCACAUGCCAGUAUGUGCUAGCGAAGAGCCGCGGCUCCACCAAGUUCACCAUCACACUGCAGUAUUCAGCCUGCGGAGAGAUUCAGGAACAGUCCUGUUGUCACUCAGUGACUCUUGUGAUAGACGAGGAUGUCGGCAGGCAAGUCACGCUCACCAGAGAAGGAGAUGUCAUCAUUGGAGCCAGCAUGGCUGUCAACUUACCAUACUCAGACGAUAUGGUGGAUGUGCGCAGACUGACAUCUGUGUUUGUGGGCCUGCGUGCUUCCUUUGGGCUAAGGAUGAAUUAUGAUUGGCGGGGUGGACGAAUCUACCUGCAGCUGGACAGCACCUGGGCAGGUUCCACCCUCGGCCUCUGUGGAACUCUCAACGGCAACCUACGCGAUGACUUCCUUUCUCCAGCAGGUAUGAUAGAAGGAACGCCACAGCUGCACACCAACGCAUGGAAGGUGUCGUCAGCAUGCAUCAGCCCUGUUAACAUCCCCAUCAUUGACCCCUGCGAGAUGAACCAACAGAACACGUUCUAUGCUUCAGUGUGUGAUGUUCUGUCUGGAGAAGUGUUUGCUCAGUGCCAUGCCUACGUGAGUCCCAACAUGUACCACCAGCAGUGCCGUUACCAGGCUUGCCGCUGUGGCAGUGGCUGUCUGUGCACGGUUCUGGCCCACUACGCCUACAUCUGCUCCAAACACCACGUCAUCAUCAACUUCAGAGCACACGUCUCUGAAUGCGGCAUGGUGUGUUUGGGGGGGAUGAUGUACCUCCCUUGCACAUCCACGUGUGGGAAGACGUGUCAUUCCGUGAGUCUUGGGGAGGUGUGCGAUGGGGACUGUGCUGAAGGAUGUGGCUGCAUGGAGGGGAUGCUGUAUGACCACGCCCGGCAGCGCUGUGUACCACUGUCUCAGUGCCAUUGCUACUUCAUGGGUUCAGUGUUUCAGCCAGGAGAAGUUUCCUUUAGUUCCUCUGGGCCUUGCCUUUGCAGAAAUGCCCGUAUGGAGUGUGUGCCUGAAGAAAGAGAGCCAGAAAGAGGAGAUUGCCCAAACGGGAAAGUUUACUACAAUUGCAGGGGUCAGCUUGGGGCGGGGCCAACUGGUGUGGGUGUGGCCUGUGAGUUAACCUGUCGGAACCUGAUGUUGAAUCUCACCUGUCCUCCCAUGACCCCCUGUGUACCUGGGUGUGGAUGUCCUGCAGGGUUGGUUGGUCAUAAUGGAGACUGCUAUUAUCCAGAGAACUGCCCGUGUGCCUGGCUGGGUUUGGAGUAUCUUCCUGGAGAGACAGUGGAUACUCCUUGCUAUCGCUGCGUGUGCCACCGAGGGUUCUUCAAUUGCACAUACUUCCCCUGUCCGGCCGUCUGCACUGUCUACAGCGAUCGUCAUUACCACUCGUUUGACGGCCUGGAAUAUGACUACGUCAGCGACUGCCAGGUCUACUUAGUGAAGAGUAUUGGUGACGUAGAGGUGUCGAUCACAGCUCAGAAUAAAGACUGCUAUGAAAGUGGAAUCGUCUGCAUGAAGAACCUUCUCAUCUAUGUUGGCCUCACUAAAAUCUACUUCAGUGAUAACUCAGGAAAACCUAGUUCCUCCACCGUGAUUGGACGAGGGUUUGAGUUUGAGCUGUGGGGGGCGGGCUACUACACGGUGGUCCAUUUCCCCAAUCAGGACUUGACUGUGCUCUGGGAUCGUAAAACAACCAUCCACAUUCGUGCUGGACCUCGAUGGAAGGGUCAGUUCAGUGGCAUGUGUGGGAACUUUGACAUGGUGACAGUGAAUGACAUGACCACAGCAGGGCACAUGGAGGUCAGCAAUGCCCAGGCCUUUGGAGACAGCUGGGCUCUGGGCCAGUGUGAGAGUGAUUUUGUGGUGCGAAGGCCUUGUGAAGCAGACCUGAGUCGGCAGCCGUACGCUAAGCGAGAAUGUGGGCUGCUCUACAGUGACGUUUUUGCUCCAUGCCACAAUGUUGUGGAUGUAACCUGGUUCUAUAAAAACUGCCUGACAGACACCUGCAACUGCAACCGAGGAGGAGACUGUGAGUGCUUGUGCACCAGCAUUGCUGCAUACGCACACAAGUGCUGUCAACAUGGCGUAACGGUACAAUGGAGAUCCCCUACUGUCUGCCCAUAUGACUGUGAAUACUACAACCAAGAGCUGGGUGAUGGUCCAUUCACUCUGUCCAUUAUUGAGCGUAACGACUCAGUGUGUGUCUUUGGAGCGAAUGUAAGCAGUGGAGAGGUUUUCCCUCUGCUGAGGACCAGUGGCCAGAUCACUGCCAUCUUCAACUUCAUGAUCACCAGUGGGCUCUACAAGGACCGAGCAUCACGACUCCCCACUGUCUCACUGGAAUCCGCUGAGCGACCAAACUACUUCCUCUGUGUUACGGAGAACCGUGCAGUCCGGCUGGAGCGCUGGAGACCCGGCGAGGACUUCCGUCGCCAGGCAACUUUCAUUCAUCACCAGGGCUUGUGGUUGCCCGGACGAUCCUCCUUUGAGCUGCACAGUCAGAAGGGCGUCUUCCUCACACUCACACACACACUCGCACGAGCACAGAGCUACGACAACUCGCAUUCCUUCAAGAUCAGCAGCAGUUUUUCCAUUGAGGAGAGCAGCUUUGUUAUCCCAUACCGUCUGAUGUGUGAGUGGAAGUAUCAUGCUUGUGCCAGUCCAUGUGUGAAAACAUGCAGUGAUCCCACUGCAACGCGGUGCCAGUUCCUGCCUCCUGUGGAGGGCUGCUUUCCCCGCUGUCCCAAGAGCAUGUUGCUGGAUGAGGUCACCAGGAGGUGCGUCUACCGUGAAGACUGUGUAACGCUCCCACCAACUCCUACACCGUACAUGUUUGUGACUCGCUCCAACAGAACCACCACAUCUCCAACUACAACAGUUCCUACAACAACCACAACCACCACCACUACUACAACCACAACCACUACAACCACCAGCACGACCACCACCACUCCCACUACACCUCCCACCACUACAAUAAUAACAGAAGCUGUAGAACCCAGUACAUCCGCCACAGAGCCCACCACAUUACCCACCACACCCUCUACUACACCCAUCCUCACUACACCCAUUGAAACCACAACAACCCCUCAGACAACCACAGAAACCACUCUGGUUACCACAGCCGCACCCACCACCACGCCGUCUCCCACCGCGGAGCCCACCACACCCACGACCACCCCAACCACCACUCCGCCCACAACUACAGAGAUUCUGACCACGCCUGAGCCGACAACCACCACAGCCACCACCACCGUUCCUCCCACCACCACUACUGUUACCACGACAACUCCUGUCCCAACCACCGUUACCACAGAGACCACCUCCCUCUCCACUACGACUGAGGAAUACUUUAUCGUCACGACAACACAGACACCCCCCGAGACCACAGAGCCCACGUCCACCUCUCCCACCCCAACACCAGAGACAGUCAGCAUAACGACCAGACCCCCGCCGUUCAUACUGCCCACAGGACCCUGCACGCCUCCGUACUCUCUGCGUGUGGAUGAGUGCAGUGAAUACAUCUGCUUCAACGGACAGCUGAUGCUGCACAACUCCUCCCAGCACUGCAGAUUCAACAUCACCCAGCCACAGUGCAACCUGCUCGGCAUGCCCAUACAGAUCAACACCGACCUGUGCUGCCCACUGUGGCGCUGCCCCUGUCGCUGCUCUAUAAUCUCAGACCUGCGUGUGAUCACGUUUGAUGGGAAUAAUGUUGCUCUGUAUGAUAAUGGCUCCUACAUACUGGUUCACCUGCCCAGAGAGAACAUUGUUGGACACAUUGAAAAAUGUCCCACCAGUGAGAGUGUGAACUACAUCAGACGACCUACUCCUACAGGUGGAACCUCAGGCUUGUGUUUUAAGAAGCUUAACAUAACCACUCAUUCCUACAGGAUUAUGAUCAAUCGCUUUGAUCGUAAGGUAUCUGUGAACCAGAUCACUGCUCGGCUGCCCUUUACCAGACUGAACCUGCACAUUGAUGACACAGGAACCAUGUACAUCAUCCAGACACCUGGUGGAAUCAACAUACAGUGGUACCACAGCACUGGCAUCAUGGUCCUACAAUACGGAGCUGCUGAUAAUACCUCUACUAGAGGCCUGUGUGGCUGCUGUGAUGGAAACCCUGCAGAUGAUCUGCGUUUACCUAACGGAACAGUGAUGCGCGAUGUGGAAGACAUCCCCGUUUUUCUCCACAGCUGGAUGGUGGACACCUCCGAGGAGACAGAUUACUUCCGCAGAGUGGGAGACAACUGCACCACAGGCAACUGCACUAAAUGCUUCCAAAUGCUCAAUCAGAGGCCAUUCUCCAAAUGCCACCACAAGGUUUCACCAGAGCAGUUCUGUGACAAGAUCUGGGCGGGUGACCUGCACUAUAAGGACCAUGAGUGUGACUUUCUAGCUGCUUAUGUGGCCAUUUGCUACACUCAUCAAAUCUGCUUCAGCUGGAGGAAAAACAAUUUCUGCCCUCUAAAGUGUCCUCCUGGUAAAGAGUAUAAGCCCUGCGUGAACACCUGUAAAACGAGGACGUGCCAGAACAGAGAUUACUAUGAGGAGAGCACCUGUUCUUCAAUUAGAGAGGAGUGUGUGUGUAAGAGUGGCACCAUCCUGCAUCGAGCCGACUCUGCGUUCUGUGUCACUGAAGACCAGUGCGUUUGUACGGAUAACGACGGCUCUCCUCGGGCUCCGGGGGAGGUGUGGAAUGGCUCUCUGCGAGGUUGCUGUCUGUUCACCUGUCUGGAGAACGGUAGCGUGGUGCCGGUGGAGCCGGAGUGUAGUCCUGAGCCGGCUCCGCUGUGCGAGCGUGAGGGAGAGUAUGCCAUCGAUGUGCUGGAGGAGGGAGCCUGCUGCCCCAGAAAAAUCUGUGAAUGUAAUACAACCAUUUGCCAGAAUGAGGUUCCUACCUGUGAGAAUGGAAACAGGCUGAUGAUUGGAUACAGCACCUUCUCCUGUUGUCCUGAAUACCGAUGUGAAUGUGACCCACUGGCCUGUCCAAGUAUCCCAACACCAGAGUGCAGAGAGGACCAGUUCCUGGUGGAGGUCAGAGGACAGCAUGACUGCUGCUACACUUAUCUGUGUGUUUGUGAGUCUUGUAUGGAUCCAAUCCCUGCAUGUUUACCUGGAGAGCUUCUGGCUGUGGACAUGAAUACGACAAAUCAUUGCUGUCCCCAGUAUCAUUGUGUGUGUGAUACGAGCCUGUGUCCUGAGCCCAGUACAAGUUGUGCCCCUGGUGCUACACUGGUUAAAAUGCCUGUACCUGACAGCUGCUGCCCGGAGGUCCACUGUGAGUGUCAGUGUCAGAACAUCACACGGCCUCUGUGCACUGCGGGAGAAGUUCAGGUUGAGGACCCAGAUCACAGCAGCACUUGUGGCUGCCCUCAGUACUCCUGCAAGAAGGCAGAUGUGUGUUUAUUUCAGGGUGUGACUGUUCUUAGUCCAGGCCAGUCUAUGGUGCAGUAUUUUGAGAGGGAGCUUUGCUACACAGUGCAGUGUCUCACACAUAAGGACCCCAACACAGGCUUCUUUGCGAUGGAUGUGACGACAGCCAACUGCUCAGAAAAGUGUGAGCCUCACCAGAUUUAUGUUCCGUCCUCUGACCCUCAUGUGUGCUGUGGCUCCUGUAAAAACAUCUCAUGCUCAUUCUCCAGUGAAAAUGGAACUACAGAAGUAUUUAUGGCAGGCAGCUCGUGGGUGGCUAACUGCACACGGUUUGACUGCAUGGAGACGGCGGUGGGAGCGGUGAUUCUCGCCUCUGGAGUUGUCUGCCCUCCUUUCAAUGACACAGAGUGUAUUCAGAACGGAGGGGUGGUGCAGACAUAUGUUGACGGCUGCUGUAAGACAUGUAAAGAGGAUGGUAAAACAUGUAAAAGAGUCGCUAUCAGGACAACCAUCAGAAAGGAUGACUGUAGAAGUAAUGCACCAGUUACUGUAUACUCAUGUGAUGGGAAGUGCCCGUCAGCCACCAUCUUUAACUUCAACAUAAACAGCCAUGCACGCUUUUGCAAGUGCUGUCGUGAAAACGGCCUACAGAACCGCGUCAUUCAGCUGUACUGCACUCGCAAUGCUACUUCUGUGGACUACAGUUACCAGGAGCCUAUGGACUGCUCGUGCCAGUGGAACUAAUAACUGUUAUCAGUUAGUUAGACACUGUAGUAGAUAGUCUAUACACUGAUACGCCAAAACAUUAAAACCACCUGCCUAUUAUUAUGUAGGUUCCCCUCGUUCCACCAGAACAGCGUUCUAUGGUAUCUGGACCCAGAUGAUAGCAGCAGAUUAUUUGAGUCUUGUACAUUUUGAGGUGAAACCCUCAUUUGUGAGCAUCAGUAAGAUUUGUCCCUGACUGAGCUGACUGUUCACUUGCUGCAACUUGCUAACAAUAAUAUGUAUAUCCCACAAACUGACAGGUGCCAUUGAAUCAAGAUAAUUAAUUUUGGUGGUUUUAAUGUUAUGGCUGAUCAGUGUGGACUCUCUCAGUGGCCAUGUUCAGUUUUUACUGCACAAAUCAGUGAAACCACAACCUACUAACACCAUCUUUGUAGUUUUAGUAACGUUGAUGUCUGUGAUAUACCUGGGAGUGUUGCGUAAGUGUAAGUUAAUCACUUUUUUAAGUUAGCCUGUAGAUGAGAACAUAGAACAUAACAAAUGUUUAAUCUGCUAGCGUUAUAAAUGAAGUAACAGACGUCAAAAUAAUAACAUAUGUGCACAGGUGCAGUGUAUUAUUGCCAAUAUAUCAAACAAUUUUUUUUGCCCAGAAAUAUUUUGGAACAAAAUUGAUUCUUGUAUCUUUAAUGUAAUUAUAGUAAGUAGACUAUCAAUUUGUAUAACUUUUUAAUCUUAUGUUUUAUUUAAGUGAUAACUUUGUACUUUUUUGAACCUUUGGAGUCAACAGUUUUUUUAAGACUUAAACUGCCCAACAGGGAGAAAUAAAUAAGCAAAUUAUGAGCA
Messenger RNA from Astyanax mexicanus (Mexican tetra), 8733 nucleotides. It is a transcript of the gene otogl, whose product is annotated as otogelin-like. Gene Ontology annotation, biological process: L-arabinose metabolic process. Gene Ontology annotation, cellular component: extracellular matrix. Lineage: Eukaryota; Metazoa; Chordata; Actinopteri; Characiformes; Acestrorhamphidae. The transcript has 57 exons. The record is from RefSeq and is a predicted model, not a curated record. Bases 301 to 7911 code for a protein of 2536 amino acids. Gene Ontology annotation, molecular function: alpha-L-arabinofuranosidase activity.